CACUGGUGAAACGCGCUUCGUUUUUAUUUUCCAAUUUAGAAAAAUAUUUCGAUUAAUUUUCAAUGCAGUAAAAUUUCAGUAGUCAACUGUGCAUUUGUCUGAGGAUACCCUUCGGAGGAUCAUGACUACUUUAGAUUCACCGAGUCGAAAUAAAAUGUUUAAUGUAUGUGUGACGGACAGAAAAUGCUGGAGGAGCUCAGCAAGGCAGCAUCUCUGGAGGGGAAUAAACAGCCGGAGACCCUUCGUCAGGACUUGGCUGCUUUAAUGCAGCGUACGACUGUCCUCAGAUGGUUAUAUAACCUUGGCCAGUCGAUUCUGUCGGAAGUUGCAGACUCUUAGCGCAGCGCCAACACCAGAACGAGCCUUCGUGGCGACUUCGUAAAUCUUUGCGAGAGCCGGGCGCCGAUUCGGCUACUUUCGGAAGGGGAGCCGAAGCCGAUUCGGCUACUUUCGGAAGGAGAGCCGGGCGCCGAUUCGGCUACUUUCGGAAGAGGAGCCGAAGCCGGGGCUCGGGGGGGGGGGCCGAAGGUGACGUAGGCAGAGUUCGCCGUCGGCUUGAAACCGAUGACGAGCGCACACAAAAUGAAGUCGGCGGCGCCGAUGCUGACAUUUUAACCAAUAAACCGCCAAAUGGUCGAGCGGGGUUCCUGCUCGGAAGUGGAGGAGGGAUAUGACCGCUUUCAUUACUCAUCCAUCAGUGAGGGUUAAAGGAACAGAGCAUAACUACAAUCCAGUUCUCUGCCAGGAUGAGAAAUGUUCUGCCAGUUCUAAAGGUAGCCACAUGCACUGUCCCUUUUGUAGUGUGACUGAAGCCUACCAGGAUCCUGUCAUCUUGAGAGCACAUUACAGAGUUAAGCAUGUUGAUAAAGGGCUUGAUUUUGCAGGCUUAAAGAUUCUUCGUUGCUGUAACCACUGUGACAUCAUUGGAACUAUCAAAGGAGAGAAAAAAUUCAAAGGUGCACACUGGCAUUGCUACCGGUGCCGAAAUGGUUUCAAUAGGCGUGAUGAAGCGGUCAAGCACUAUAAAACUCAUUUCCGCAAUCCUCAUACCACUUUCCAGAUUCAAGUUACACAGGAGGUAAAUAGUCGACAGUAUUAUGAACAGAGUGCGGAAGCUCAUCAUAAAGCUUAUGGAGGCACCCAAGUUACCUCUAGUGGGGCAAUGAAUAUCACUUCAGUUAGUCCUGUUAUUACAGAGACUGCUGUUAGCACAUCGACCACGACCCUUGCCACUGUGAAUAGUGAUAAUACUGGACCAACUCGAAAGGACAGCAGGUUGACCAAUGGCAUUUCUCCUGCAGAAGAUUCCUUGGGAUCUGCAUCAACCAUGGGACAUCAAACUCUGGUGUUAAUGGAUCCAGAUGGAGAAAAUGGAGAGCUUGUAUAUAAUGACAACACAAACCUAAUUACUGAUCAGAAUGGUGAAGCUUUGGAUCAGAAUCUGCUCAUAGGGAAGCAGCUGUUAGAACUACAUCAACAGAAUCAGCAGCUACGGGUGGAGAAGGCAGAGAACGAGCACAGACUGCAAAUGCAAGUGCAGCAGCUGAAGGGCCAGAUUGCAGGUCUCAUGGAGGCCAAUUGGCAAAUGGCGGAAGAAUUAAAGCAAUAUAAAUGUUCCGAAGACGUUGAGAACAAAAUAAAUCAAAUGAUUGAACAAAUGGAGGUCCAGCACAGGGAACUCCUUCAGAUGCAGUUGGACCGAUUACGGAAUGAGUACAGUAAGCGAAAACAUCAAACUAAUGGGAGCCCUGUUUCUAGUCAGGACUCCACAGAUGACUGCACUGCUGGAACAACAAAACAAGCAUUAGUGGAUGCUUCAACUUUGUCUCCCAGGAGUCACAGUAUUAGUCUGACCAUACCUACCAGCAUUGUGACAUCAGCACAAAUGAUGGCCUCUGACCAUGAGGUCUUGGCAACAUCACAAGAUGGAAUUGCAGGAUCUGGAGUGGACCUCAGUUCAGGAAAUGUCAUAUCCUUCAUUGAGCCCAGUGAUAAUUCAUCAAAUGGCUCUGCGGGUUUGACAACACUUGAAAUUGUGGAGGUCCAUUUAGACAAUGAGUCGACCAUUUCAAAUAUUGAGUCUUCUUCCCCAACACGUGUACAUUUAUAUCCAGUCACACAUGUCAAUAAUCAUAUGGAACUUUCAACCAGAAAACGGGUCUGUGAAGAUAACUCUGAAGAAGAAAGUCAACCAAAAAUUCAGAGAACUAUUUAAAGCAGGAUACGACUGAGACUAUGACAUAGUAUCUAUGUUGUAUCUAAAUAUAUGCCUUAUUUUUAAUCCAUAUUUUCAAUGAAUAAUUUAUUUACAGAAUAUUUAAUAUUUAGAUCCAUUCUAAUUUCAGUGUUUUUAAGUGCAUCGAUGUAUAAACUAUAACCUCUUCAGGUUUCUGUCUGUCAGGGAGGUAAUGUACAACUUCCCUAUGCAGUAGAAGAUCUUUAGGCAAUAAGCCCUUGAGAGUGAAAGAGCAGGAAUGUUGACAGUGUCUGAUCUCUUCUCACCCCCCCACCCACACCAAAAAAAAAUAGACAGCAGCACUGAAGCAAAUAUCAGACGAAAAGUUAAAUGGAGAUUUAAAAAAAUAAGGUUAACAAAUAGUGAGAAUUUCUGUCAAUAAACCUUUAAUGCAAGUGCAUUUUUAUCUUUAAUUACAGCACUUAGCAGUUAUGAUCUGACACUACAUGAAUAUUUGUUUUUUUUUACCAGAAUGAAAGCAUUGGCACUUUAUUGUCAUUUAAUAGUCAAAGUACUUACUAUCAUUUGACAAACUCAUGUGAAUAUACUGUUUGAUAUCUCCUAUGCAAUAACAUGGUGAAUAUACAAAGAACUAGACAGAUUGUAGUGGUGUUUUAAUGUAGAUGUUUUUAAAAAAUUACAUUUAAAAGCAAGUACAGUCCCUGCUAGAUAGUGCUAAUAAUCUUUUACCAUAUUUUGCUUAACAUUUUUGAGUAAUCCUGAUUUUGCAGCAAGUUGCAUUUCUUCUCCAUCUCCUUUUUCCCAGCACCAUCAUUGUACAAACUGGUACUCCAGCCAUAUAUCCCUCAAUCAUAGCAUUAACCUACUCCGUAUGAAAUCAAUUUGGGUGGAGAGUGUGAGGGCAUAACGUAGAUGGAUAAUUAAUAGGGAAGAGUUCCAUAUGUUCUCUCCACAAGAUUAUCAGGGAAACAUGAGGAGAAUAUGCUGGAAGGAGAUAACCACCUUAACUAAAUGCAUUUAGCCCACAGGUACUGUGCAGGGUGAAUGAUUACAGAGUUCCUCGGAUGCUUUUGCUGUUUUCAGAAGACAGGGAUUCAAUUCAUCCUCUUAAGGCUGUUCUGUAUCAAAUGUCCAAGUGACUAUGUGCUAUUUAUUUCUUUCUGCUUUGUUCACAUGAAGCUAAGUUGGUAACUUGUACUUGCCUGAGAUUUCCAAAUUGACAGUGUUUCAUUCCAAUUCAGUUACUUUUAUUUUAACUUUCCAAAGCAAUUUUGAGGCUGAAGAUUGUUGCUGCACAAUUUUCAUUCCAUGCUUAGAGUAUUAUGAAGGAGGAGAAAAAUAUUCCAUCCUAGAUGUCUGAUUAUUGUGACACAUCCAUUGUAUAGCAUUUUGUUUGUUCAGUGAAACAAACAUCUUCACCUAUGGCUUCUUCUGCAUUACUUUUUCACUCCAAACGCUGUAGUUUCAAUUUGUAUAUUUGUGAAAUAUACACAUUGUGAAAUGCUGAAUUUACUGUAUAUUUUUACGUAAACUACAUUUUUAUAAUUAAAUACAAUAUGUAUCUAUAAUAUCAGCAAAGUAGUAUAUUCCUGGAUUGCAUGUUUGCAUUAAACACAAAUCUGUAUACAGGCUAUCGCCCCCUUAUGGGA
This is a messenger RNA of Mobula hypostoma (lesser devil ray), 3846 nucleotides long. RefSeq lists its product as uncharacterized. The coding region runs from base 671 to 2215 and encodes 514 amino acids. Lineage: Eukaryota; Metazoa; Chordata; Chondrichthyes; Myliobatiformes; Myliobatidae. The transcript has 8 exons. The record is from RefSeq and is a predicted model, not a curated record.